This is a messenger RNA of Aspergillus clavatus NRRL 1, 1698 nucleotides long. Its product is annotated as amino acid permease. NCBI's taxonomy places the organism in Eukaryota, Fungi, Ascomycota, Eurotiomycetes, Eurotiales, Aspergillaceae. Gene Ontology annotation, molecular function: transmembrane transporter activity. The coding region runs from base 1 to 1698 and encodes 565 amino acids. The transcript is spliced from 3 exons. Gene Ontology annotation, biological process: transmembrane transport. Gene Ontology annotation, cellular component: membrane. The record is from RefSeq and is a predicted model, not a curated record.
AUGUCAUCGUCCAAGCACUCAUCGACCCAGGCCAUUUUUCAAGAUGUCGACCAUGAUCCUGUCACAUCGGCCCUGCCGAAUGGGGAUAUUCCUUAUACCGACCAUGCCAUGGACGCGGAUGAGCGGGUGAUUGUGGCUCUGGGUUACAAGCAAGAAUUCAAGCGCGAGUUUUCUCUAUGGACCACGUUUUGCGUCAGUUUUGCGGUGCUUGGACUGCUUCCGUCUUUCGCGAGCACAUUGUACUAUGGCAUGGGCUACGCAGGAACCGCGGGUAUGGUCUGGGGUUGGAUCAUCGCCAUGCUCUUCAUCCAAUGUGUAGCUAUGUCAAUGGCUGAGCUUUGCUCUGCGAUGCCGACGAGCGGAGGGCUGUACUAUGCAGCAGCAGUUCUCGCACCCCCAGGUUACGGACCCUUUGCAGCUUGGCUCACAGGGUGGUCCAACUGGAUCGGGCAGAUCACCGCGGCGCCGUCAGUGGACUAUGCAUUGUCCGCGAUGAUACUGGCUGCUGCCUCGAUCUCCAACCCAGAUUAUGUACCCACCAGCUGGCAGAAGUUCCUCCUCACAACGCUCGUUAUGAUCCUACAUACCUUCAUCAGUAGUAUGCCGACGAAAUGGGUUGCACAAUUCAACUCGUAUGGCUCGACUUUCAACAUGAUUGCUCUGGUCGUUGUCAUAAUCGCCAUUCCCGCGGGUACGAAGAACGAACCCAAGUUCACGCCCUCGAAGGAAGUAUGGGGUAACAUUACCAAUAUGACGGACUUUCCGGAUGGGGUGGCUGUGCUCAUGACCUUCGUUGGGGUGAUCUGGACCAUGUCAGGAUACGACUCUCCCUUCCACCUGAGCGAGGAAUGCUCCAACGCCAAUAUUGCCUCCCCGCGUGCCAUCGUGAUGACCUCCGGCGUUGGUGGCCUGAUGGGCUGGUUCCUGCAGCUUGUCGUCGCCUAUACUGUGCUCGAUAUCGAGGCCGUGAUUGACUCGGAUCUCGGACAACCAUGGGCGUCUUACCUACUGCAGGUCAUGCCGCGUAAGACUGCCAUGGCCAUCCUGGGACUCACCAUUGUUUGCGGAUUCUCCAUGGGCCAGGGUUGCAUGGUCGCCGCGUCACGAGUGACGUACGCCUAUGCUCGGGACGAUUGCUUUCCAUUGUCUCGGAUCUGGAAGAAGGUGAAUGACACCACCCAGACGCCAGUCAACGCCGUCAUUCUCAACACUGUUCUGGGCAUCCUCAUGUGUCUCCUCAUGCUUGCAGGUGAUGUCGCCAUUGGGGCAUUGUUCUCCAUCGGUGCCAUCGCACAGUUCGUGGCGUUCGCUAUCCCCAUUGCAAUCCGGGUGUUCUUCGUAGGCAACCGAUUCCGCAAGGGGCCAUGGCAUCUGGGGCCGUUCGGACCGGCGAUUGGAGGUAUCGGGGUGUUCUUUGUGCUGUUGAUGAUUCCUAUUCUGUGUCUUCCCAGCGUCAGGGGCGAGAAUUUGACGCCGGACCAAAUGAACUGGACCUGUCUGGUCUGGGGGGCGCCGAUGCUGGCGGUGACCGUCUGGUGGGUGGUGGAUGCGCGCAAGUGGUUCAAGGGCCCAAAGAUCAAUGUGGAGCAUGCCAUCCACGGCGUGGAGGUGAUUGUCAAUGUGGGGGUGGAGGUCGAGGAUCAACCAAGUGAAAGUGAGGAGGAUGGGCAGGUAUCAACAGGCAAGCCGUCCAAGUAG